Molecule: messenger RNA, 6409 nt
Organism: Hydractinia symbiolongicarpus
Lineage: Eukaryota; Metazoa; Cnidaria; Hydrozoa; Anthoathecata; Hydractiniidae
Product: structural maintenance of chromosomes flexible hinge domain-containing protein 1-like
Exons: 50
Coding region: 49-6087 (2012 amino acids)
Biological process (GO): chromosome organization; double-strand break repair
Cellular component (GO): chromosome
Molecular function (GO): ATP binding; protein binding
Source: RefSeq, a predicted model, not a curated record
UGUUUUGAAUGUUUUCGCGCUGAAAAAAAGACGCAUUGUUUUUGUAAGAUGGCGUCCGAAGUGGUGCACAAAAUGACCAGUAACGGGAGUGGAAAUCAUUUUAAACAGAACUUCGUUUAUGUAUUUGAUAGAAGAACUGGUGAUAAACCUGGAUUAAAACUGGAAUUUAGCGAUUUCACAACAUAUGAAGCUUUAUUAACCAACUUAAAACUCAAAUUUAAAAUUGGUGAGGAUGAGAGUUUUGCUGUAGUGAAUACUGAAAGAGUGCCCAUAAACAGUGAUGAAACACUUGAUAAGGUUGUGGAAAAUGGCAAUACUUUAUAUAUACUUACAUCUCUUGAUCAAGAACUCUCUGCUCCAGUUCGAGAACAUGUCCAAUUUCUUCCACAUUAUGAUACCCUUACAAAAAGUGGAAUGUAUGAAUACUAUGCAAGUGAGGGACAAGAUCCAUUGCCCUUUGCAUUUGCUGAACUUAUUGAUAAUGCAUUGUAUGCAACAGCUAACAAUUCAGGCCCAAGGAGAAUUGAGAUAAGACUGAUGUUUGACGAUACAACUAAUCGAAAUUCUGUUUGCAUUUUGGACAAUGGUAGAGGAAUGACAUCUAAAGACCUGAAUGAAUGGGCGAUAUACAGACUUUCAAAGUUUAACCGACGCUGGAGAAAUAAACAAUUCAUUGAAAAGAACAAGGAUGAUGUUGAAGAAAUGCCACGAUCAUUGAAUAGUGAUAUAAGUUAUUUUGGUGUUGGAGGAAAGCAAGCUAUUUUUUUUAUAGGGAAUGCUACAAGAAUGAUUAGUAAAAGUAGGCAGUCAAAAGAUGUGCAUGAAAUGAUUUUGUCAAAAGAUGAUUUUGAAUCAAAAGAACGAAAUAAAGAAGCGAUUUAUACUGGAAGUAUCUACAACAGAAGGGUUGGUGAUGCUUGCCAUGUGAAUACCGAUGACGAGAACUUGCGAAAAUUGAUAUUAGAAGAAGGAGAACAUGAUAGUUUUACAAAUGUUUUUAUAACUGGUGUUAAACCAUCUCAUGUUGCGUACAUGAAAAGUCAUUUUGAAAUAUGGUGCACAGAAUUAGCUCACAUCUAUCAUUACUAUCUUCAUGGUCCCUAUGGUAACGUGAAGCAGCCUGGCAAUGGCAACACCUCAAAUUUUCAAAAAAUAGACCUACAAGUUUCUCUAUUUGAGCGUGGAAAACCACCCAAACAUAUUUCCUUAAAAGACGUUGAUGAUGAUGUGCAAACUUUAUAUAUUCGGUCUGCUGCUUCAACAUUUGAUUUUAAAGCGCAUGUUAAUGGUGCUCAAGUGGAAGGACAACUACGAUAUCACCCUUUUUUAUAUGAUAAGGAAACAUAUCCCACUGCUGCAGAUGUUGGUGCUCCUGACAGCAUUGGUGAUGAGGAUAUGAUUAUUGAAGAUAGCCGUGCACCACGUGGAAACAUACCAAUUUUUGAAUGUUUUUGGAAUGGUAGAUUGAUACCGUAUACAAAUAUCAAAAGUCUUGAGUGGUGUGAAAAUCCUAGAAAGAGAACAGCACUACCUAUUGAAUGUUACAACAGAUUUUCUGGAGUUUUGUGGACAAAUGAUUCAUUUCAAGUGAGCACAAACAAGUUGACGUUUAUAGACCUUGAGACGAAACUACGAGAGAAAGACACUCUCUAUAACAGAGUCAUCUUAGGCCAGGAGCAACGUUUACAGAUUUCGAAAGCCUUUUUUGACUGGAUCAAGAAUUCCCAUGAAACUUUUGAUAAACAAAUACGUUUUUUUGGUUUAAAAGGCCAGACUAAACGCAGUGACCUCUCUGCUAGAAAAAAUCAAGACUUAUGGACAUUAUUCUCUGGUAUUGAAUGGCACGGUAAAACAUUUCAAGAGGGAAAACUGGUACGAACAUUUAAAACCAAUCCAGUCAUAAUUGGAACAAUUAAACAAUUUUUAUUACAUGGCGAAUACGAGUCAGAUGAAGUGUAUGGCACAGGAGGAGAAGUUGAAAUUAUUCAGGAACCAACAUCCUUGUAUGGACAAAAAAGAAUAUUUCCACUGGCUAAGUUGGAUUUAUUGUUCAAUCAAAAUGAAGCAGCUGACUUUAUCAGUAAAGAAGAGUUAAAACUACCAUCAAAGCUGGUCAUUGAUUGGCCUGAAGGUAAUGAACUGAAAACAAAUUCUGAUGUACCUGCUGGCUCCACUAUAGGUGCCAUGAAGGUUGAUAUUAAGAAUGGUAAAGGCGAAUCCAUUCAUAAAAUACCAGGUGACAGAGGAAAGCGUUUGCUGGUAGAAUUAAAAGUUGUUUGGCAUUCUGAAAAGAGUGGAAACAAAGUUAUUAUACAACAUACAUGUCAACACGGUGGAAAGAGCUGGCCAUACUGGUUUCGCAAAAUGGAGAACACAGUCAAUCUUGGAAAGCACACCUUAUCAUUAAAUGUUGUUCUUGCUGACUCAUCAAUUUUAUCAUCCUCAAAGUCAUUACCCAAGGAGAUUAUCAAGUUUAAUGUAAUAGAGGGUUCUCCUUUUAAGUUUGUUAUUGCGCAAAUUGAAGCACCUUUACGUAUUGGAGUUCCAUUUCAGAUUCUGUUAAAACUAGUCGAUUAUUAUGGUAACACAACAAAACCUGGUAAAGACAGAGAAACUCCAACCCUAGCAUCAAAUGGUGACAUAACAUAUUCUCACUCUGGCUUUUCAAUAAGAGGCUCGCUGUUGGCCAUAAAAGACGUAGUUGCCCAUGGUUCACUCGGCUCUAGUAGUGGAAAGGAUUUUAACAUGAAAAUAGUUAUACCGGAUUUAGAUGAAAAUACACAAACUACAAAAUUACGUUUUCUUCCAGGCUUACCAGCAAAGUUGGAUGUAAAGCCUCUUAAUGAAGUGAUUAAAAUAGAAAAUGGUGGCACUAUCAAUAUGGCUGUCGAAAUUAAAGAUAUUGCUGGAAAUAUUACAUUUCAACCUAGAUUAAAUGUGGUUUGCAAGCUAACUGGAUCACCUGGUCUUCCUUCUUUUAUGGUGGAUUGUAGUUCUACUGGGAAAGGUUCUUUAAUCAGUCCGAAAAUUGACAUAGAAAAGAUCCGUGAAAAUGUUGUGAUUGAAGCAAAGAUUGAUUUGCAACACUGCAAAUCAGUUGAUCCAGUUGUUAGGACGGUUCAUGUAAGUCCAAGUACUCGCCCUGCUCGCUUUCAACUGUUCUACUUGCCUCAUGACUCAGGUACACCAUUGCGGAUACAAAACGACGAAGAGUUAUGUUGCAAAGCAGGAAACCUAAUUACUGGAAUCACAUACAGAAUGUUGGAUGAAGGAAAUAGAUUGAUCAACAUUGACACAAGCAUUUCUUCAAAAAUCAAAGUCAACUGGGCUGCCAAACUAUCUAAGGAUCAACUGAAGCUUGGAAAUUUACCUGAUAUCAAAACACCUACGAGCACUGAUGAAACGAAAUACUGUCAAAUCUUAUACAAUGGUGUGAAGUCUGUCAAUUUGUCUUUUAUUGUCAGAACAAUUCCAAAUAAUGCUCAAAUAUUGUCAUGUUCCUGUUCAGAAAACAAAAUUUUGCCAAAUGAGAAAGCUGAAAGAAUCGUUGAACUUAAUAUCACAGACAAACAUGGAAAUUCGCUUGAUAUAUCAAAUGUCGACUUAUCAAAGUUUGAAGUCAGUGGAGAUGGAUUAGGUGUUUCAUCUCUACCCAAAGUGUUAUCUAAGGAUGGAAAACUUCUUAUGAAUGUGCAAUUUGAUGACAUUACUCCUGGAUUUCGUGAGAUAAAUGUCAAAUAUGGAGCGCUUGAAACCUACCAACGGCUAGAAAUUAAAUCAGGGCCAGCAACAAACAUUAAACUGGUGAAUUUUGAUAAUACUGAGCCUAUAACCUUAUUUAAUGGUCGUGCAUGGAGUAAUCCUAUCACAAUGCAGCUAAUAGAUGCUCAGGGUUAUUCUUGUAAUGAAUCAAAUAUUCGUGUCGUUCUUGGUAAAGAUGGAAAUAUAAAGCUUACUCCAGCCAAUCUAACCACAAAACGAACAGACAACAAAGGACAAGUAACUUUCAAAGAUUUCACUGUGUCUACACCAGCGUGUCAAGGGAUGUUUGAGUUGGUCCCGAAAGCUAUUAUUGGAAAAAACACUGUGACUGGUCCGACGAUCACUUUUGAAGUCCAACCUGACCCAUUCAAACCUAUAUCUGUUGAAAUGGAAUUCAAUGGUACAGCUGUCCAAGCUGGUGGAGCACUGCCAGUAAUUGAAUCAUAUGUGGUAGCUGAAGACAAAAGUCCUAUGUCGAAUGUUAAAGCGAGGGAGAUGGUGCUAAAACUGGUUCCUCAUAAUACAAGCCAGCUUAGAAAGGAAUUCACAUACCUACCAUCCAAAACCAUUGAACUAGACAAAGUUAAUCAUUUUUAUUUUAGAAAUGUCACAGCUCCUGAAAAAAUAGGUCGCUACUCUUUGACAGUGCAAUAUGUUGGCAAGGGCGGUGCCACAGCCGUUCUUCAGGCUAAUCCGAUUAUAGUGGACAUAUUAGCAAGUGAUCCGUUGUAUUUGGUGCCAUUGAACAAUCUCCCGACACCAACUGUUUCAAACGUAAAUAAACUUUCAAGUCGAACGCUGCUGAAGAAUGUUACAUUGCAUUUAUUGGAUGCGUAUAAAAAUAAAUCUGGCGAAAAUUGGUCUGGUGAAGUUAUCGUUGCUGUCAGAAGAGAAGGGAAGACGCCGUUGUUAAACAAUAAUCAAACUACAGUAAAGUUUCCUGUAGUGAAAGGAGAAUGUAUGAUAGACCUUUUGACAGUUCCAGCGAAUGCAGAAGGACGUAACGGACAAGAAUAUGUUCUAAAAUUCAACUUUGAGUUGGAUAGCAAACAAAGACAUAACGUGGCACCGUAUAAUCUUCCUUUUGUUUUUUUUAAUGACGCACAGAAACACCUACAGAUGUCUCAGCUAGUUAAAGAGAGAGAUUCGUUAGUCCAAAACAUCACGACAUACAAAACAUUUUUUUCCACUACUAGACAACUAACGCAGGAAAUGAAAGUUGCAGUUGAUGAGGCAGCUAAACAAGAAAUGAAAUUGCGAUCAGAGGUUUUUGCAGCACUGCAAAGCAAAAUAACGAAUAAGUUAGAUACGGUGGAAAAGAUAGAUCGUUUUUUUAUCGAGCUAAAUAAUUGCAAGAACGAAAUAAAUCGCAAACCUCGCCGCGAGUGCAAACUUCAGCCAGCACGGCGUGACCCACUUGUGUUGGGAAAAGUAGCUCACCUAGCAGAGGUAAAAGAUGAUGAUGUCGCGAGGGUAUUGUCAUGGCAUAUGGCGGGCGACAUGGAUUGUAUAGUUACCAUGACGACUGAGAAGGCUCAACAAAUUUAUAAGGAAUCGCGAGGGAAUUUACAAGUGUUGCCAUUGGACUCAAUUUAUAAGAAAAAUAUCACAGACGUUUCUAGACCGUUACCACAUCAAAGAAUUCGUAACAAUACUUGGACGCCAACUGGAAAUCCAAUCUAUGCAAGAAAUUUGUUGUCUUUUAAAGCUGAUGCACAGUGUUGCAAUACAGUGUUUGGAAUGCUGCUUGGUGAUCUGAUUAUUAUGGAUGAUCUUGAAUCGGCAAAUAACUAUCGCCUUCAUGUAGUAAAAGCUGUAUAUUGUCCUACUAUUCUGACAAGAAGUGGUGAUAGACUGCGUAGUAAUGGAAAAUUUGGCGGCUUAUCCAACAAAGCGCCUGUUCUCGAGAGACUUCACGGAGCUGUUUUUGCUGCACCGCUGAACACUGAGGUGAAUCGUAUUGAGAAGUGUCUAGAUUUGCUUCAGGGUUUAAAAGCUGCUGUGGAAAACCACGCAAAAGCAAGCGAAGAGCUCGCGUACCAAAUCAGAGAUGGAGAAUCUCAAGAAAUGCAAUCCAAGCGUGUAGAAUGUGAUGAAUCUGAAAAGCAACUCAAAGAAAUUGAACGACGCCUUGGUAUGACGCCGUCAAGAUUUGAAUCCGACGGCAUUCUGACGACGAAGAGUGGGGUGUCGUCAAAGUUGGAGUCACCUGAUACGCGGCGCGCCUCUAAAAGGCCUACAGGCGUAUCUACGCCCACUAUAAGCCCGUCGAAAAAAAUCAAACAGUCGCCCAAAUCUACCCCCAGAACACGACGAAGCAAAUAAGUUGAAGUUUUACCAGCGGGGAAAGUAGGAGUGUGGUUUUAAGAGUUCCUUUAAAUUUUGUACAUUUUGUAUAUAUUAUUAACAACUUAAAAUCUUCAUACGUAAAGACAGUUUUAGGUUCGAAAUAACAUUUUAUCAUUUUAAAUUUUUUUAUAUAUAUUGAUUAGUAAACAAAUGCUGAAUCAAAAUUUUUUUUAUCAUCGUGCUUGCCAAAGAAAAACUCCUUAGACGAUCGCAAGAUUUUUAAUUUUUGUACAUAGUUCCACAUUUUAUUUAUCAUAUGUAGGUACAUUAUCAAGGACAAAAAUCAUCUUUUACAAAA